Messenger RNA from Fusarium subglutinans, 528 nucleotides. Its product is annotated as SUMO-conjugating enzyme ubc9. Gene Ontology annotation, biological process: protein sumoylation. Bases 1 to 528 code for a protein of 175 amino acids. Lineage: Eukaryota; Fungi; Ascomycota; Sordariomycetes; Hypocreales; Nectriaceae. The record is from RefSeq and is a predicted model, not a curated record. Gene Ontology annotation, cellular component: nucleus. Gene Ontology annotation, molecular function: SUMO conjugating enzyme activity. The transcript is spliced from 3 exons.
AUGGCGCUUUGCCAGAACCGAUUACAAGAGGAGAGGAAGCAGUGGCGACGAGACCAUCCUUUCGGGUUCUAUGCCAAGCCACAGCGUACUAAAGAAGGUGUACUCGAUGUCAAAAAUUGGGAAUGCGGAAUCCCUGGCAAAGACAACACAAUUUGGUCUGGCGGACUCUUCAAGCUGACCAUUGCUUUCCCUGAUGAGUACCCUACAAAGCCUCCCAAGUGUAAUGCCCUCUCGACCACGAUGUGUGAAGGCCGCCUUGCUAAUAUAAACAUAGGCAAAUUUGUCCCCCCGCUGUUCCACCCCAAUGUGUACCCUUCAGGAACUGUCUGCCUGUCCAUUCUCAACGAAGAGGAGGCCUGGAAGCCUGCGAUUACCGUCAAACAAAUACUUCUCGGUAUCCAGGACCUUCUCAACGACCCCAACCCCGAGUCACCUGCCCAAGCAGAGGCAUACAAUCUCUUCAAGAGAGAUCGUGCCGAGUACGAGAAGCGAGUUCGCCGUACGGUUCGCGAGAACCCCACACCUUAA